CCAAAAUAACAACUAUUUAGGGCUUUUUAUUUAAGUACCAAGAAGCUCCAUUGCUAGAUUAGGGUUUUGGAAGAGAAAGGCUCAGGCAGGAACCAGAAGAAGGUAGACGAAGGAACUCUUCUGCGCCACCAACCAUGGGUCGUAUGCACAGUCGCGGUAAGGGUAUCUCAGCCUCAGCUCUUCCAUACAAGAGAACUUCACCAAGUUGGCUCAAGAUCUCUUCUCAAGAUGUUGAGGAGAACAUUUGCAAGUUUGCAAAGAAGGGCCUUACACCAUCUCAGAUCGGUGUGAUUCUUCGUGACUCUCACGGUAUUGCUCAGGUUAAGAGUGUUACUGGAAGCAAGAUCUUACGUGUUCUCAAGGCUCACGGUCUUGCCCCUGAAAUUCCUGAGGAUCUGUAUCAUCUUAUUAAGAAGGCAGUCUCUAUCAGGAAGCAUCUCGAGAGGAACAGGAAGGACAAGGACUCCAAGUUCCGAUUGAUUUUGGUUGAGAGCAGGAUACACAGACUUGCACGUUACUACAAGAAGACCAAGAAGCUUCCCCCAGUGUGGAAGUAUGAGUCGACCACUGCAAGCACUCUGGUUGCAUAGAGGAGUAUUACGCAGGAAAAGUAUGGAUACUAGCUGUUUGACUAAAGACAUUUGCUCUAGUGUAAUGCUUGGUCACUUUUAGUGAGAAGCUAUUGUGUCAAUUUUUGAGAAAGAUUUUUUGAAUUUCACUUGUUUUCUCUUUUCUUUUUCUUGAGAAUUAAUUUAUGUUAUAUUUUUCUUUGAAUCAUCUAUCAACACAAAGUUGUCCUCAAUUUUGAGCUAUAUGUUUGAAAGCUAAAUUGCUAUA
Molecule: messenger RNA, 837 nt
Organism: Humulus lupulus (European hop)
Lineage: Eukaryota; Viridiplantae; Streptophyta; Magnoliopsida; Rosales; Cannabaceae
Product: small ribosomal subunit protein uS15
Exons: 5
Coding region: 135-590 (151 amino acids)
Biological process (GO): translation
Cellular component (GO): ribosome; nucleolus; cytosolic small ribosomal subunit
Molecular function (GO): structural constituent of ribosome; small ribosomal subunit rRNA binding
Source: RefSeq, a predicted model, not a curated record